AUGGCUUCAGAGAUCAAGGUUGAAGUCACUCACAAGGAAACAAUUAAACCAUCCUCUCCAACUCCUUCACAUCUUCAAAUUACCAACCUCUCUGUUUUUGAUCAGCUUUCUCCUGAUGUUUAUAUACCACUACUUCUCUUCUACCCCAACAAUAGUAGUGAUGAUGAUGAUGAGGUCAAUAAAAUUGAUCACCAUUCUUUGGUUGCUGAAAAAUCCAAGCUUCUAAAGGCAUCAUUAUCUGAAACCCUAACUCACUUCUACCCCUUUGCAGGUAAAUUCCAAUAUAAUGUUUCAAUUUCUUGCAAUGACCAUGGGACUGCAUUUUCUGAAGCUCAAGUGAACUGUCCCAUAUUGAAAAUUUUGGACAAACCCGAUUUUGGGAUCCUAAGAAAAUUGCUUCCAACUGAUAUAGCAUCCACACAAGCAGACACAGGCUAUCUUCUACUAGUCCAGGCCAACUUCUUUGAAUGCGGUGGGUUGGCAAUUGGAGUCAGCAGUUCUCAUAUCAUCAGCGAUGCCUAUACACUCAGGACAUUCAUUAAAAGCUGGGCUGAUAUUGCCCUAAUGGGCACCUUUACUACUGAUCGUCAUGCCGUGCUUCCCCAGAAAUUUGGUGCUGCAGCUACUCUUUUCCCACAACUAGAUUUCUUGAACUCAGCUCAACCUGCCGUGGAGUUUGCUGAAGAAAAGUGCAUAACAAAGAGAUUUGUGUUUGAUGCCUCAAAUAUUGCAGCUCUUAAGUCCAGAGCUGCCAGUGCCGCCUUGCCAAACCCAACGCGCGUUGAAGCAGUGUCGGCGCUUAUUUGGAAGUGUGUCUGGGAGGCAUCGAGGGUAUCAACCUCGGGUAUUGUGAGGCCAUCCGAGUGGUCUCUGGUGGUGAACAUAAGGAAAAUAUUGGUGCAGCAGCCAUUGGCAGAUGACUUGAUGGGAAAUCUUGUGGGGGUGUUUACAGUAAAAACGGAGGCAAGAGAAGUAGUAGAUAUUGAUGUUCAAAGCUUGGUUACCAAAUUGAGGAAAGGGGUUGAGGAGUUUAAAGCAAAAUAUGGAAAUGGAGUUAGUGGGGUGGAAGUAUGUCAUUUCUUUAAAGAGUUUAGGAACUUCAUGACAAGGGAUGCAGACAACUAUAACUGCAGCAGUUGGUGCAGGUUUCCUUUCUAUGAAACCAACUUCGGAUGGGGAAAUCCAUUGUGGGUGUGCCAGUGUAUAGGAGUGAAGAAUCUAUUUGUUUUGAUGGAUACAAGAAAUGGGGAUGGUGUAGAAGCGUCCCUGACUUUCAAUGAAGAAGUCAUGGCCGUGUUCGAAACCAAUAAGAACUUGCUCGAGUAUGCUUCUGUGAAUCCGGCUGUCAUUUAA
Messenger RNA from Prunus persica (peach), 1353 nucleotides. Its product is annotated as BAHD acyltransferase At5g47980-like. Lineage: Eukaryota; Viridiplantae; Streptophyta; Magnoliopsida; Rosales; Rosaceae. The record is from RefSeq and is a predicted model, not a curated record. The transcript has a single exon. The coding region runs from base 1 to 1353 and encodes 450 amino acids.